Messenger RNA from Zerene cesonia (dogface butterfly), 1203 nucleotides. RefSeq names its product talin-2-like. The transcript has 12 exons. The record is from RefSeq and is a predicted model, not a curated record. Gene Ontology annotation, molecular function: integrin binding; actin filament binding. Gene Ontology annotation, biological process: cell-cell adhesion. The coding region runs from base 1 to 1203 and encodes 400 amino acids. Gene Ontology annotation, cellular component: focal adhesion; plasma membrane. Lineage: Eukaryota; Metazoa; Arthropoda; Insecta; Lepidoptera; Pieridae.
AUGGUGGAGGCGGCCCGGCUGUGUGCGUCCGAACCGCAGGACCGCGACAAGCAGGAGGCGCUGCUGCGGGCGGCCGAGGAGCUGCGCUACAUCGCGGUGGACUACGCGCAGGGGCAGGACCUCGCCGGCGCGCAGGUCGCCCGCCUGCACGAAAGCGCCAAACAGGCAACAUCGAGCGCCACACAGCUGAUAGCGUCCGCGCACAACGCUACGCAGUACAACACUAAUAAAUACUCGCAGGAGGCGCUGCUGGCGGAGUGCGCGGCGCUGGGCGAGCAGGCGGCGCGGCUGCGCGAGGCGGGCGGCGCCUUCGCGGCGCGCCCCAACCACGCGCCCGCCAGCCUCGACCUCAUCACCGCGGCCGAGGGCUUCUUGCAGCCGAGCGGGCACGUGGCGCAGGCGGCGCGCGCCGUGCUGCCCACGGUGGCCGAGCCCGCCGCCAACAAGCAGCUCGCCGACACCGCGCACCUCUUCAGCGCCACCUGCUCCGACCUCCGGUCGGCGGUGGGCCGCGCACGCGCAUCUUGCCGCGGGCUGGAGAUGGACGCGGCGGCGGAGAUCCUGCGCAGCUUGCAGGCUGAAAUAGACGAGAUGGAGCGAGCCGCCGCUGCGUUCGAGCUGCGCCCCAUUCCCGAGCAGACGGAUAGCAAGUGCACUAAAAUAAUAUCAUCGGGCCGGCAAGUGGUCACCUCGUCGCUCACUCUGGUGGAGAGCGUGAAACGCUAUCUGGUGACCUCCGAAGAAGUCGACUACGCGAACAUCGUCAGCAUGGCCAAGAGUGUAUCGCAGAGCGUGGAGCAGACGCUGGAGGCGGUCCCGUCGCACACGGAGCUGGACGGCGCGCUGGACGACGUGGCGCACACGCUGCACAUCCUCGACGCCGGCGACCUGCCGCGCUCCGACAGGCCUUACGGCGAGCUGCAGGCCGAGCUGAACUCGGCGGCGGUGGGGCUGAGCAGCGCGUCGUCCGACGUGGCCGCGGCCGCGGAGGCGGGCGGGCUCUCCGCCGCCGGCCGACACUUUGGUGACGCCUUCAACCGCCUCAUGGGGGUGUCGCUCGAGCUGGCCGGCCAGACUGAGCUGCAGGCCGAGCUGAACUCGGCGGCGGUGGGGCUGAGCAGCGCGUCGUCCGACGUGGCCGCGGCCGCGGAGGCGGGCGGGCUCUCCGCCGCCGGCCGACACUUUGUCCGAUCGGUCCAGUAG